GGCGAAGUACUAAAAAAGGGAGAAGAGAAGUUCUUUGUGUUAUCAUAAUUUUCUCUCUCUUCUUGUAGAAAAAGUAUCACUUUCUCUCUCUAUAUACAUACGGAGCCAUAGCUAUAUGUAGAAAUGGUGGAGAGGAGCUGUUGAUGGUGCUAAACACUUUGCUUUUUGCUCAGAAUUUGCUCUUAAAACCCAGAUUGUAACCAACUACUUUGGUAUCUGUUAGUCCACCAACAUGACUAUGAGUAAUCCGACUAUUGAAACUGAAGAUACCUUUGCCAGCUUGCUUGAACUUGCUGCCAACAAUGAUAUAGAGGCCUUCAAAAUAUGGAUUGAGCGUGACCUAGCUAGUAUUCAUGAGGUUGGACUGUGGUAUGGGCGCCAAAAGGGCUCAAAGCAAAUGGUUCUUGAUCAUAGAACUCCUUUGAUGGUUGCUGCUACGUAUGGAAGUAUUGAUGCUCUAAAGCAGAUUCUAUCUCUACCUGAAGUUGAUGUGAAUCGUUCUUGUGGCCAUGAUAAGAGCACUGCCCUUCACUGUGCUGCCUCUGGUGGAUCUCUGAAUGCUGCAGAAGCUGUCAAACUUCUCUUAGGAGCCGGUGCUGACCCACACUCUAAAGAUAUCAAUGGUCACUACCCUAUUGAUGUUAUAGUUGUAUCUCCUAGCUUUCACCUGGUUAAAUCAUGCCUAGAAAGCCUUCUGAUGACUAGUACAAUUGGGGACUGCAAGCUGCGGGUGUCAGUGUCCACUUCAAGCUCUUCUCCUCCACGUUCGCCUUCUCCUGGAAAUAGAUCACCAUCUUCUGUUUCAGACUCAACAUUUUCCCCAAAGAGUGCAAAGUCCAGUGACCUCCCAGCAUAUUCUAUACCAGAAAAGAAAGAAUACCCUGUUGACCCCUCCUUGCCUGACAUAAAAAAUGACAUAUAUUCUUCAGAUGAAUUCAGGAUGUUCUCAUUUAAGAUCAGACCUUGCUCUCGUGCAUACUCGCAUGAUUGGACUGAAUGUCCAUUUCUCCAUCCAGGCGAAAAUGCUCGAAGAAGGGAUCCAAGAAAAUACCACUACAGUUGUGUACCUUGCCCUGAGUUCCGCAAGGGAGCUUGCCAACGUGGGGACAUGUGUGAAUACGCUCAUGGGGUCUUUGAGUGUUGGCUGCACCCUGCACAAUAUCGAACUCGGCUUUGCAAAGAUGGUAUAGAUUGUAACAGAAGAGUUUGCUUCUUUGCCCACAAGCAGGAGGAUCUAAGACCACUUUAUGUCUCUACUGGUUCUGCUGUUCCCUCACCUUGUGGGAAUUCUGCUGCUGCCAAUGCUAUGGAUUAUGCUGCAGCCAUGGGCCUAAUACCAGGUUCUCCUUCCUCAGUCUCUGUCAUAUCACCAUCACCUUUCACACCUCCAAUAUCACCUUCUGCUAAUGGAAUUUCAAGCAUGGGUUGGGCCCAACAAAACGCCCCACCCUUGCAUCUUCCUGGCAGCUUUGUUCAUUCGAGUCGCUUACGGUCAUCGCUCAAUGCUAGAGGUAUACCAGCUGCAGACCUGACUACAUAUCCAGAUUUUGAUGUGCAACGACAGCAGCUCCUAAAUGAGUUUUCCUGCCUAUCCCAGCGUAGCAGCAUGAGUUCUGAUUCUUUGAACCAUUCAGCUCGUCCUAUGACCUUUACCCGUGCAAAUCUUGAGGAUUAUUUUCCUGCAGAGAGCUCAUCUCCUAGAUUUUCUGAUCGAACAGUAGCUCAAUCUGUUUUUUCCCCUACCCACAAUUCUGCAGUUUGCAGUCCAUUUCAGCAGCAGCAACAGAGCCUGUUAUCUCCCAUUAAUAUGAAUUUCUCGCCAAGAAACAUUGAUAAUCCUCUAUUACAGGCCUCAUUUGGAGUUCCAUCAUCAGGGAGGAUGUCUCCCCGAGCAAUGGAGCCAAUCUCACCAAGAAAUUCCCGUGUGUCAAUAUUAGCGCAACGUGACAGGCAGCAGCAAUUUAGAAGUCUCAGCUCUCGUGAUCUUGGCUCCAAUGUUUCUGCUAUUGUAGGGUCACCAGCUGAUACUUGGUCAAAGUGGGGUACAGAUACGGGAAAGCCAGACUGGGCUGUCAAUACUGAGGAGUUGGGUAGGCUAAGGCAAUCAUCAUCAUUUAAGCUUGCUAACAAUGGAAAAGAGCCUGAUCUGUCAUGGAUACAAUCUCUUGUCAAAGAAUCACCACCAGAAAUGAUGAAGGAUAAAUGUGUUCGUCAUGUCUCUGAACCCGAACUAACAGGUGCUGGUGCAGAUCUUGGUGAAGGCUCUACGUCCCAUUCCCAGAUUGAUCAAUUGAGUGCAUGGAUGGAGACAAAAAACACUAAUUGAUUUCUUCUAUCUACCCAAGCCUUGGUGGGUACCUGUAGAAUUAGUCGAGGUGUUCUCAAGUUGGCUCGGACACCACCAUUAGAAAGAAAUAUUCUAAUUCUUCAUUUUACUGAUCCUUGACAUCCUCAAAAGUAAGGUUCUGGUAAAUAGUAACUGCAUUUUAUUCUACUUUUCUUGACAUGUUUUCUUGGGAGCAAGACAACCGUGCAAACCGAGAAACAACAAGCAGAGCAAGGAGGUCCUGAAUUUGGAAGAAUAUUGACCUUUUUUUUUGUUUUCUAUUUGAAUUUGAUUCUUACUUUUCUUGACAUGAAGAUAAGCUUGUACCUUGUUUCAUUGUACUAUCAAUUGAUGAUCUUUGACGUGAAGUUACCUUCAUUUGAGAUUUGA
This is a messenger RNA of Solanum verrucosum, 2716 nucleotides long. RefSeq names its product zinc finger CCCH domain-containing protein 24-like. The transcript has 2 exons. The record is from RefSeq and is a predicted model, not a curated record. NCBI's taxonomy places the organism in Eukaryota, Viridiplantae, Streptophyta, Magnoliopsida, Solanales, Solanaceae. Bases 233 to 2326 code for a protein of 697 amino acids. Gene Ontology annotation, molecular function: metal ion binding; protein binding.